This is a messenger RNA of Suillus subaureus, 885 nucleotides long. RefSeq lists its product as uncharacterized. Lineage: Eukaryota; Fungi; Basidiomycota; Agaricomycetes; Boletales; Suillaceae. Bases 358 to 885 code for a protein of 175 amino acids. The record is from RefSeq and is a predicted model, not a curated record. The transcript has 2 exons.
GCUACAGUUAAUUUUGGCGCUGUUAAUAAUGUGCUGCGGCAACCGUCACAAAGCGGAGUUACUAUGCAGCAUACCCACAUACCAGAGCGAAAGAUUUCGCCAUCAAGAUAGUGCGUGUGCGCAAAAGCAUGGUCCAGUGUAGAUUCACCGGUUCGUGCAUUGUCUAUUAUCCAAGACAACCGCCGCAAAACAUUGUGGGUUUCGUUGGAAAUAUUAGCACACUGUUAGCUGUGGCCUUUUUUUCCAAAACUCGCUGUUCCAUUGUACAACCACAAAUAUAAUGCGCCACUUCAGUCCCCUUUGUUCAGCACCUUAUAUAAGGCUGGAGAGACUUGUCAUUGCCUAUCCAUAACGAACAUGCCUUCUUUUUUUUCCAAGUUGUUCAAAGCCGCAACGAUCAAUAUCUUCUCUCCUCGUCGUGACUGUCACUCUAACGACUUGAAGACCACAACAGCUCAAGAAACUGGGACUUCCGCGAGACAACUCGUCAGACAACAACCCGAGCCAUUCGAACUCGUCCGUCCACCAAAGCAGCUGCACAUCAAUCCGAUCAUAGGUCGUCCUUACGUCCAGCACUAUGGAUAUGCAAUCCCCCAUGACUGGCUAAUCCGUUUCGCAGAGAAAAAAUGUCCAGAAGUGUUGCUCGAACGUGAUCACAAAUCCUACAAGUUCCACGCCAUGAUGCGAGGACGCGAGCUUAUUUCAACUCGGUCGGGCUCGUUCCAUUUCAAAUGCUGUUUCAAUCCAAAGGAUGGCUCGGUUCCUCCUCUGUGGUUCGAAGCGUUAAUGACUAAAUACUUCAGAUCUGGCAGCGAUGAGUUCAAGGCCGUUCAAAUGGACAUCGUACCGGUGUUCACUGUGUGCUCUGAACAAGAAGACUCUUAA